Molecule: messenger RNA, 1556 nt
Organism: Cyclopterus lumpus (lumpfish)
Lineage: Eukaryota; Metazoa; Chordata; Actinopteri; Perciformes; Cyclopteridae
Product: hairy/enhancer-of-split related with YRPW motif protein 1-like
Exons: 5
Coding region: 94-1026 (310 amino acids)
Biological process (GO): regulation of neurogenesis; circulatory system development; anterior/posterior pattern specification
Cellular component (GO): nucleus
Molecular function (GO): DNA-binding transcription factor activity, RNA polymerase II-specific; protein dimerization activity; RNA polymerase II cis-regulatory region sequence-specific DNA binding
Source: RefSeq, a predicted model, not a curated record
ACGUUUAAACUGUUGCACAGACUGCCUGCUGUCAGAGCACCAGCGGAGCUUUCUCUUCAAGGAGUACUUUUGAUUUGCAUUCUCGGAAGCAAAAUGAAGCGAAGCCACAAUUACAGCUCAUCGGAAAGCGACCUGGACGACAAUGUUGAGGUGGAGAAGGAUAGUGGUGACGAAAAUGGUCCACUUGAUUCUCACGGCUCGAUGUCACCCUCCACAACAACCCAAGUUCAAGCCAGAAAGAGGCGCAGAGGGAUUAUUGAGAAACGGAGACGUGACCGAAUCAAUAAUAGUCUGUCAGAGUUGAGAAGAUUGGUGCCAAGUGCUUUUGAGAAACAGGGAUCUGCUAAAUUGGAAAAAGCUGAAAUUUUGCAAAUGACUGUGGACCAUUUGAAGAUGCUUCAUGCAUCUGGAGGCAAAGGUUACUUUGAGGCUCAUGCUCUUGCUAAGGAUUACCGCAGCCUGGGCUUCAGGGAGUGUCUGGCGGAGACGGCUCGCUACCUGAGCAUCAUAGAGGGUCGGGAUGGUGCAGACCCCCUCCGUAUACGUUUGGUGUCCCACCUCAGCAACUACGCCUCUCAGAGGGAGGUGCAGACUGGACUGGAACACUUAGCCUGGGGCUCUGCCUAUGGGACUGGCCCUGCUCAUCUCCCCCACCCCCUCCUCCUACAACACCACCAGGGCAGGACACCUGCAUCCAGAAGCAAAAGUAGCACACCCUCCUCUUCCUCUUCUUCCUCUACAUCUUCCUCCCCCUCCAUUGAGGCAUCUGGGACAUCCCGACUCAGUGUCAUGCCUCCCACAGAGACCCUCAGGGUGCCUCCCAACGGUUCGCUGGCCCUCAGUCUGUGUGUGCCACCAUCCAAGCUUUCACCACCACUCCUGUCAUCCCUCUCCUCGCUGUCGGCCUUCCCCCUCUCCUUCGGUGCUUUCCCUCUGGUGUCCCCGAUGGCCCUCAGCACAGUAAGCCCCUCCUCCACCCUGUCAAAGCCUUACAGGCCGUGGGGCACAGAGAUUGGGGCCUUCUGAAGCUAGAAACUAGACUGACGGCAACAGCUGAGCUGUGCCCAGCAUCACAGACUCGGAAGGACAACCUGCCUCUGUUUUUAUAGCAAUAAAACCCAGAGGAUAAAGCAAACUGAUUUCCUUUUAUACAAGUAAAGAAAAAGUGGGAGAGGUCUUUCUCAGUUUGUCAUUACUCUAAAGAAAGGAAUUCUGAAUGAUUUAAUGUUAUCCAUUGACUAAUUAGUUAACAUGCACUGUCUCCAGGCUGAGGACUGAUAUGGGCCAUGAAUAGAUUUACUCUACGCACAAGUAUAGAGGUUAUUUUUUGUCGUCCACACACUGAAACUUCUACAUUUGUCGAGCAUUGGAUGUCUGUAUUUAACAUAACAUAGAGUUCUUUAAUUCGGUCUGCUUCUUUUAGUGGCAUCACUAAAGGAACUCAUAAAGUAAAUAAACAUAUUACAUUUGCCAUUGUUGAAAAACUAACCACUUGAGAAUAGGAAACUUGCAUUAUUGUAUCUAUUUGUAAUAUUUUUGUACCAAUAAAUUGAGUU